AGGACGGUCAUCAUGUGAUCAGCUGAUUUCCUCAGUUUAAACUCAGACGUUUCCUCAUCAUCAUCAUCAUCAGUCUGAAGCUUCGACACUCAAACACACGCAUCAUGGAGCGUAAACUGGAUCUGUCACGACUGACGGACGAGGAGGCCAAACAUGUCUGGGAGGUGAUUCAACGAGACUUUAACCUCCGAAAGAAAGAAGAGGAGCGACUUGGGGAUCUGAAGACAAAGAUCCAGAAGGAGGACACCAAGCGAGAGCUGCUGGGUUCUCAGAGCCAGCUAUCGGACUCUCACUGCAUCCGCUGCCUGCAGCCCUUUAAGUUCCUGGUCAACAGUAAGCGCCAGUGUCUGGACUGCCACAUGUACACCUGCAAAUCCUGCAGCCGCUACAACAAGAAGGAGCACGGCUGGGUGUGUGACAACUGCCGCAUGACCAGGGUGCUGAAAAUCGGUACUCUUGGUUGGUACCAUGACAACGUACGGAAUCGCUUCAAACGCUUUGGCAGUGCGAAGGUGAUGAGGUCAUUGUACAAGAGGCUGAAUGGAGACGGUGGUCGUGAUGACGACACUCAGAGUAUGCCAGAUGUCCGCAGCCAUGUGUAUAAUGGUGCCGAGGACGACCACAUAGAGACCGAGGUUCAGCGCUACAAAGUGAUGAGGAAGAGCAAACGCUUGCUGUCAGUUCAUCCUCUGGACUUUGACCCCGAGGAAUAUUUCCCUUAUUCACGACGACCUUCUGUACAGCAGAUGCAGGAGGAUCGCAGCUACAGGAAUGACGUGGACUACGACAUGUACAACCACCGAGUGAACCGCAGGAAGAGUCUGGACCGAUACGCCAUGAGACCAGAUGACUACGGCGACAACAGGAUGGUCCGGACUCGUUCUCUGUCUAAGAUCAGCUCCUCGGUUGCUCGGCAGCAGUACGUGGACACCUCGGACGAGGACGAAUACCCGAGGUACCCCCCUGCGUACCAGCAGUACCCCCAUCGCCGCAAGAACAGCAGAGCGUCCUCCCAGGAGAACCUGGGACAAGCCCCACCUAUGAAUGAGCUGAACAAACGAAUGUCGGCCAUCGAGAGUCUGCUGAACCGCCUGGAGGAGAAGAUGACACCUGCUGAUGAGACGGCGACUUCGUCGGUUCAGAACGAGGAGGAGAAGCUGAGGAGGAAGCUGAGCGAGCUGGCGGGGAACCUUAGUGAUAAGGGACUGUCCUCAGAUGACGAGCCCGGGAAGAAGUCCUUCUCUGUGGGUAAAAGUUUGGCUGGUGUGAAGGGCGGCCCGGUGGUCACUCUGGACUCUCUGAAAGAUAAAGAGCUGAGCUCAUCCAGCGACGAGAUGCCCACCGAAGCUCAGAAGAGAUCGACGGCCGCCGCCCUCUGUGACCUCACCACUGAGGUCCUGAGAACCAUUAACGCCACAGAAAACGCGAUGGUCGAGUACGGCCUGUCAGAGCCGGUUGACAGAGCCCACUUAGUAGGGACUGACGUUAAGCAAGCAGAUGAUGCGUUCAGGGAACUUGAGGAAAAUGUGUACAUGGCGGCCGGUCAGUCGUAUGAGCUGGAGACGAAGUUGAGGCGACUUGAGCAGAGCGCCAAGACUCGCUUCGGGGGGACGACGGACUCUGAGCUGUCGGAGCUGGAGGACGUGGUGGCGCUGACCGCCGCCCGAGUCCAGAGCGCCGAGAGCGAGGUGUCGGAUAUCGAGAGUAAGAUCGCUGCUCUGAACGCUGCAGGAUCAAAGAAGAAGGUUUCUGGAUCUCAUCAGAGGAAAAAAGCACCCCAGGAUUUCUCCAAAACCAGUAAUGGAGCCCAGUGGAAAUCCAGCAACAUGUUCUGAACCUGAAACCAGCUGGAAGAAAUCACGUCAUUGUUCUUCAUUUAUUUUCUUCCUGGAAGUUUUUUUUUCUUUUUUUCUGCUGAAUUGUUGGAUUUAACGAAACUCUUCUUUGUGUGUCAAAGAGAAAAAUGUUCAACAUUCACUAUAAAUUCAAACUAAUGAGACACAAUGUUAACCCUGUAAGACCCAGAUAUAGAAAAAAAUGAGCAAUUUUUUUUUGACCUCUCAGAUAUUGUUUUAGGAGGCCUCUGAUGUAGAAAUCAAAGAGUUUUCAAAUUUUUUACAUUUUAGUAAGUUUUUAGGGUAAUGUUGUAAAUUUGCAACGUUGGGCACAGUUGGGAGCAGAACUUCUGUGUUAGUACUCACUUUGUCUGAACAGAUAUACAGAACACUUAAGUAUUCAUUUGCAGGGUUGAUUGCUUACUUAGCACCAUGACAGUAUAUAUCAUGAGUAAUAAUCACACAACAAUCACGGUUUUAUGAAUAAGCGUUUAUAAAUAAAAAAUAUUGGAAAAAAAUAUAUUUACAAAACUUUUUCCUCCGUCACUUUCAAUGUGGUUUACUACAUUCAAACAAUACUAUCUGGCUGGCCUAUUAUGUUCUCUACUUAUCAUACUAAAAGGAACACAUGCUUCCCCCCGAGCACUUACAGGUUCACAUUCAAGACCAUUCUCACCUGUCCCUGAACAAUGCAACAGGCACUGGAUCGUUAAAUUCAUGGGCUAAAGAGAUACUGUCCCAACUAAGGUGAUAAAAACCUUUGGAUGAUGGCAAGUACAUUCAGUUUCUUAUUUUCAUUUUCAAGACCAUAUCACAUUCCAUACAAUAACAGAAGGAUGGCACACGGCGUGGCCAAAGUACAACCAGUGUUACUCAAACAGAGGAAGAACGUUCUUUAGACAAAACACCCAGUUAACAGAUGACUUUAGAUGGACGGUUCAAAUAAUCCUUUGGCUAAUUCCUUUCUCUGGAAGUCAUCAAGCUUCAUUCUGACAUUCAAACUGAAUAUGAAACUCAUGUCCCACACCAUCAUCAUCAUCAUCAUCGUCAUCAUCUUCACAGAGGUUACAGAUCCUCUGGUUUCUGUCCAGCCCGUCACAUCUUCACUGACUUCAGGUGUUAUUUACUCUAAAGUUACAAACAGCCUUUUUUGUUUUCAUGCCACAGAUCCUUCUCCAGUUUAAACUCUUGUUUAAAUAUAUAUUAUAUAUCACAUGAUGUCACACUGCUGAGCUCACUUUACCACUUUUGUAUUGGCCUCUGUUCAUCGGUUAGUUUGAACCAGCUGAUGUUGUUACACUUUGGUCUAGCGAUGGGCAAAGCAGUUCUUUAGAUGUUACUGAAUCACUAAAGGAACACAUGCAUCCCCCCAGAUCACUUACAGGUUCACAUUCAAGACCAUUCGCACCUGUCCCUGAACAAUGCAGCAGGCACCCCCCCAACAAAUCCAGAACAUUCAGAAACCGUUUUUCUAUCUCCUGAUGCUACAAACUGCUGCUUGGGCAACACUGAGAAAAAUAGCUCAGGAUCAUUUAGAAGUUAAAAAACAACAAAAAACUACAAAGAUACAGGGAGGUUCAAAUACUGCUAUAGAUGUUGGAGUUUCAAAUACCCCAUAUAAUUUAUUCAUGUGUUUAAUUAUGGUCUGAGCUAAAUGAAGUAAAAAUUUAAUAGAAAAGCACAUUUAGAGCUUCAUUACAAUGAAUCAUCUAAUACUUUAAAUUUCUACUACAUUUUUUUUCAAUCUGUGACCAUGUGAGAAGUGCAGUGACCUUAUGUAAUGUGUAAGGAGGAGCACAGGCUAUUCUGACUGCCACACUGACCCAACGUUGUAGAAUUACAACAUAGACAUAACAAGCUAUAAAUCAAAUUUGAUGAAUGUUUUCCAAAAUAACUAAAUAUGUACAUGUUCUAGACAUUGUAAUAAACACAAAAAAAAUAUUUAAGAAUUUUCCUUACUUUAAUCCUGACAAAUCCAGUCAUGCAAAAAAAGGAGAUGAGCUCAACGGGAAGUUUGCAGGUAGAGUGAGUUCAUGGCCAGAUGACCAGACCUAUACACACUUCUUCUAUCCAAUAGCAUUGUGAGGACAAACAUUAGGAUCCAUUAACUAUGUAAAUGUGGUCUUGAGAAAAAAAAAAACAUUUGCAGGCCUUUUUUUAGAAUUGUUAAAAGUGAUGUUGUAAAUUUGCAACAGUGGGUUUUACAGGGUUAAAGAUACUUCAUGCUGAAAUUCAACCUAAAACUGAAACAAAGACGUGUUGAUGCAACAUUUAUGUUCCUUGUUUUCAUAUUUUAUGUUUUUCAUUAUCAAAGAGAAAAAGAUUGGAUCUAGUAUUAGUUAUUCAGUUAUUAUUAUUAAAGUAAUAUUGUCACAUAAAUGAAAUAAAGAAAAAUGUUGAAAUACAGAAAAUUACAAAAUGUUAACUCUCCUAUAUUAAAUUAAAUAUGUGCAGAAUUUUGUCGCUCUUGACGUCCUGCGGGAUAAAAAUGUUCAUUAAAAUAAUUGUAACAACUAACAAAAUAAAUAAACUGAGGAUUUAAAAGAACAUUUUUAAAAAGUUCAUCAAUUUUUUUGGUUCAUAAACAAUCGUAGAGUUUACAGUGAAAAGAUCAGUUGUCCUCUGCGACGUGAAGAAAAAAUAUUUAAACAACAAAAAGAGAGCAAAUACAGUAUGGAGGUGUAAAAAUGCCACGCAAAGAAAAACAAACCAAAAGAUCAGUAUCAGAUAAUGACAUGAAAAAUAUUUAAAAUAACGAGAUGUUUUUCACGUCAAAUAUAUUCUAAUGUAAAAACAUGAUAUUUCAACUUUUUACAUUACGUCAUAACCAGCAGCGUUUCACACUGGUCACCUGUAUGCGUGUCACACUGCUGCGAACGCUGACAUUCAGAGAAAAUUUCCGUCUGGCUGCUGUACAUAAUGACGCCUUCCAGCUGUGAAUCAUACCGCCACUAAAGGUCUGAUGACAAAACCACUCACGAAGCAUCAGUAUUUGCCGACUUAAGAAAGAACUGAAUAUUUCCACAUUAUAUCCAACUUUUCAUAUAAAAAAACAAACAAACAAAAAACAUUUUUUCUUGUAAAAAACACAAAAACAAGAAACUUUUCUUGUAAAAACAAAACAAACAAAAACAAGAUUUUUUUUUCUUGUAAAAACAAAAUAACCAAAAACAAGAAACUUUUAUAUUUAAAAAAUAACAAAAAAGCAUUUUCUUGUUAUGACACUCUAUGUAUUUAUCAUAUCAUAAAUGUCUGACUUAAUCACAGUGACUGACGGUGGGUGGUGUUACAGCCGCUGCUCCGUCAGUGAUGUCACAGUCAGACGUAGACCCCAGAAGCUACUCCUGGUGGCGGUGUAAAAGAUCCAAAACUCUGAAACGAUUGUGGCCCCGUGACUCUUACAGACAGAGGGUGUAUCUGUGAGUCUGUGGUCGUUCAGUGACAGGAAGUUAGGACACGAGACAGCCUGCCGACCUCAGGUGCACCUUGAGCGUUCACUGAUGUGGUCCUGCAUCAUCAACCAGGUGACAGGACUCCCUCCACCACCCAUCGAGACGAAAAUUCAGCCGUUCACCAACAUGAUUUCAUUUUAACAGCAGUUGAACAAUAAUUUAACAAAAUAAGAUUUCACGUGAUCAAGAUGUGAUCAUGAUAUUACGUCAAACAUUUCACGUUAAGGAAAGAUAAAUACAUUUAUCGUUAUGACAAUAAAAGGUCAUUGUUUUUUUUGUUUUGUUUUUGUUUUUACAAAACAGCUAAUUGAGGGUUUUUUUGUUUCAUGUUAUUUUGCUUUAUUUUGUUUUCUACAAGUAAAGUUUACUGUUUGUUUGAUGUCAGCAUUCGCAGCAGUGUGAAGCGUACGGUCGGCCAGUUUUAAACACUGCUGAUUAUGACGUAAUAAAAGGAGCUGGACAGUCUCAGUAUGGAGCCGUGGAACAGUGGGCGGAGCAGCGAGUGGAGCGGUGGUGGAUGGGUCCAACAAACCUCAGACUUUCAGCCGUGAGCCGAGCUGGUCACUUCCCCGACGACUGAAAAGCCAAACGAUGAUUUCUUUAUUUUUUAAAACCCUUACCACGUGCUUGUGUUGACGUCCUGGCAUUAGUAACGGCGUCCCAGGACAGCGACAGCAGAAGAAGGAAAAUACCUGGUGCGUAACAUGACGACAGAACGCUUACAUAAAUUUCAAUUUGUCAAAAAAAAAACAAACCCCAAUACAUUCACUAAAUUUGAUAAAAAGAUGAGAUUAUGAAUUUAAUUUAAAAUAAAGAAAUGAAUAAUUAAUAUUUCCAUGAAAAACUGUAUUUGACACAAAUGUUUUCCUCCUUAAUCAAUUAAAAUCUUGGACCUAAUGAGCUUUCAUAGUUUUUUAAAUGAACAUCUGUUUUAGAGAAAAUAUUGGUUUGUUUCAAAUGUUGAGUUUUUUUGAUCACUUCAGAUAUGAUCAAUAAAUGUCUAGAACUAAAGAAUGUCCUCAGUGAUGUAAAGAUGUUUAACAACAGGAGAAUAUUCUCACAUCAGUUCUAUAAAUGUUUUAAUUGAUUGGCUGCUCAUUGUGAACUGGAUAUUAUUGAUCAAGAUUAGUAUUUUCUAAUUGUUUGAAAUAUUGUGUAGGAGAUAAAAAUGUUGAGCUUGAUGUAUUAAUUAUAGAUGAAAGGAUAUAGCACAGAAUAUGACUGACUGAAAGAGCGAAUCUGUGUCAGUG
This is a messenger RNA of Epinephelus fuscoguttatus (brown-marbled grouper), 6537 nucleotides long. RefSeq names its product melanophilin a (gene mlpha). Gene Ontology annotation, molecular function: myosin binding; small GTPase binding; actin binding. The transcript is spliced from 16 exons. Gene Ontology annotation, biological process: intracellular protein transport. Lineage: Eukaryota; Metazoa; Chordata; Actinopteri; Perciformes; Serranidae. The coding region runs from base 105 to 1835 and encodes 576 amino acids. Gene Ontology annotation, cellular component: cortical actin cytoskeleton. The record is from RefSeq and is a predicted model, not a curated record.